Molecule: messenger RNA, 2184 nt
Organism: Cucurbita moschata (crookneck pumpkin)
Lineage: Eukaryota; Viridiplantae; Streptophyta; Magnoliopsida; Cucurbitales; Cucurbitaceae
Product: exocyst complex component EXO70H1
Exons: 1
Coding region: 85-2004 (639 amino acids)
Biological process (GO): exocytosis
Cellular component (GO): exocyst
Molecular function (GO): phosphatidylinositol-4,5-bisphosphate binding
Source: RefSeq, a predicted model, not a curated record
UGCACCAUUAUCCUAGAAACGGAAAAAUAGUACACAAAAUCAGAGCCCGAAACUGAUUCGUCUUUCAGAUCCAGAGAUCGAAAAAUGCCGAGAAAAGGAAUGAGGAGUCUCCUUUUCCAGUUCUCGUCGCCGUCGAAUUCCAUUUCUAGGUAUUCGAUCUCGUCCCCGUCGAGAUCUCCGGCCUUGACUCCUCGGCGGAGCUUCAACGAUGCGAUGAUCGAACAGAGCAUCGAAUCUGCGGCGGCGAUUGUGAUGAAAUGGAAUCCGGAUUCUUCAACUUAUGCUAAAGUUACUUCGAUGUUUUAUGAAGACAGAAACGAAGCCAUGCAGUUCAUUAAGCGCGUGAAUGAUCUUCAAAAAGCGAUGCAUCUGAUGGUUUCGGAAGAUUCCGGUUUCGCUUCCGAUAGGCUUGUUUACGCUCAAGGUUUGAUGGAAAUCGCAAUGAAAAGGCUUCAGAAGGAGUUUUAUCAGAUUCUCUCCAUGAACCGCGCUCAUCUCGAUCCGGAAUCUGUUUCGGCUCGAUCCUCCCGCUGCUCCACUAGAUCGAGCACUUCCGCCGAUUUCGACGAUGACGGAACCCUAGACGAUGAAGUCCAAGUCGUAGGCGAUUCGAUCGCUGAGGUUGAGCAAGUUUCGUCCAUCGUUAUGGAGGAUUUACGAACCAUAGCUGAGUGCAUGAUCUCAUCUGGAUACGCUAAAGAGUGCGUUAAUAUGUACAAAGUGAUUCGAAAAUCGAUUAUCGAUGAGGGUGUGUACCGCCUCGGUCUUGAGAAAUUGAGCCCUUCGCGAAUCAACAAGAUGGAUUGGGAGGUGCUUGAUCUUAAAAUCAAGAACUGGUUGGAUGCAAUUAAACUCGCAAUUAGAACGCUGUUCGUUGGCGAACGAAUUCUCUGCGACAACGUUUUUUCCUCGUCUGAAUCGAUUAGAGAAUCCUGUUUUGCUGAUAUAUCCAGAGAAGGCGCUCUGCUUCUGUUUGGAUUCCCUGAACUUGUAGCUAAGAGUAAAAAAUCUCCGGAGAAAAUGUUCCGUGUUCUUGAUAUGUACUCAUCAAUCGCCGAAAAUUGGCCGGAGAUCGAAUCGAUUUUCUCGUCUGAGUCCUCAUCUGUAGUUCGAUCUCAAGCUCUGACCUCACUCGCGAAGCUUGGCGAGUUAGUCCGUGCCAUAGUAAUGGAUCUCGAAUUCUCAAUUCAGAAGAAUUCAUCCAAAUCGCCGGUCGCUGGCGGAGGUGUUCAUUCUUUAACGCUUCUCUCAAUGAACUACCUCACUUUCCUCGCCGAUUACGGCAACGUUUUGACGGAUAUUUUCGUCGAUUGGAUUCCGCAAGACAAGUCCUCUCUGGAACAAAUUUUCUUCGGCAGUUCAGACUCCGACGAUUCUCCAACGGCUUCUGCAAUCUCUUUGCGAAUGGGAUGGUUAAUUCUAGUCCUACUCUGCAAACUCGACAGCAAAGCGAAACGAUACAAAGACGUUUCACUCUCGUAUCUAUUCCUCGCUAACAAUCUUCAACACAUCGUCUCUAAAGUCCGAUCGUCGAAUCUUCAUUACCUUCUCGGCGACGAGUGGAUCGCGAAGCACGAGGCCAAAGUAAGGCAAUUUGCAGCCAAAUACGAGGCAUUGGCUUGGGGCAGAGUCUUUGAUUCCUUGCCGGAGAAUCCAACCGAGAAAUUUUCACAAGAGGAAGUCAAAGAAAUCUUCAGGAACUUCAAUAUGGCAUUCCAAGAAACUCAUCGGAAACAGAAAUCCUGCUUCAUUCCUGAUCCAAAGCUUCGAGACGAAGUUAAACUAUCAAUCGGUAGGAAGCUCGUUUCGUUCUAUGGAGAAUUUUACAGAGCGCAGAAAGCUUACGCCGGUGCUAUUGAAAAGCCGUACAUCAGAUUCUCCCCGGAAGAUAUCGGUAACUACCUCUCAGAUCUCUAUUUUGAACCGUCAGAUUGGGCGAGCGUUUCCACCUCGUCGCCGUCGUCCACCUCCUCCUCUCACCGGCGGGAACCGGGCCCCCGUUAAUCGGCCCAUCCGCUGAGAAUUGCCGCGUUUUUUUAAUCUUUUCUUUAACUUUUCACCCUUUGUGUUUCCCGAAUUUUGGAUAUGCCUGUGAAAGCUGCAACGGUAAAUAAUACGGAUUUAGUACGUUUUGACAUUUUGAUCAUAAAGUUUGAAUAAAUUGGUCACGCAAGACUUUUUGUA